AUGUUAAAAUCUGAUUACUUGAGUUCUAUCUGGAUCUGUUUUAUCAAGGAGGAAAUAUUUUUGAUUGAAAUAAUGUCGGAGGGCACGGAUUUAAAUGGAAAUGGCCAAAAUGGGUUCAAUUCAAACGCGAAAUCCUUUAAAAUUUUCAUAGGUUAUGAUUCGCGGGAGGAUGUUGCAUAUGAAGUUUGUCGCUACUCCAUACUGAAAAGAACCUCAAUCCCAAUUGAGAUUUUCCCCAUUAAGCAAUGUGAAUUGCGCCAAAAGGGGAUUUACUGGCGUGAAAGGGGGAAUUUGGAGAGCACUGAAUUUUCUUUCUCGAGAUUCUUAACCCCAUAUUUGGCGAAUUACCAUGGUUGGGCCAUGUUCGUGGAUUGUGAUUUCUUGUAUUUAGGUGAUAUUAAGGAAUUAUUUGAUUUGAUUGAUGAUAAGUAUGCAAUAAUGUGUGUACACCAUGAUUACACGCCUAAAGAGGCCACCAAAAUGGAUGGAGCAAUUCAGACUGUGUACCCAAGAAAGAAUUGGUCAUCUAUGGUUCUGUACAAUUGUGGGCACCCGAAAAACCUGGUGCUAACACCUGAGGUGGUGAAUAAGGAGACGGGGGCAUUUCUGCACAGGUUUCAAUGGUUGGAGGAUAACGAGAUUGGGGACUUACCAUUUGUCUGGAAUUUUCUUGUGGGGCAUAACGCGGUUGUUGUGGGUGAUCCCGGAACAUACCCUAAGGCUAUACAUUAUACACUUGGAGGGCCGUGGUUCGAGAAGUGGAAGGACUGUCAGUUCGGGGAUUUGUGGUUGAAUGAACUGAAGGAGUACAAGAAGAGCGUGGAGAAGGUGGACGAGGUGAAAUGA
Fraxinus pennsylvanica is the source of this 846-nucleotide messenger RNA. The record is from the annotation of a GenBank genome assembly. Lineage: Eukaryota; Viridiplantae; Streptophyta; Magnoliopsida; Lamiales; Oleaceae.